GUUAGUGUUGGUAUCCCCGACGUUUGGAUGAAGCUUUUUCGACGAGCCAUUCGUGUGUAGUGAUUGGAGUUGUUAUAGAAUACGAUAGACUUAAAGCUUAUUAGUUUGUAAAGGUAAUUGAUUUGUUCCCUUGGUCUGCAAGUUCCAACAUAUUGAUUGAAGAUUGCAGGCUAACUCUGAACAUGGUAGGCACAAGGGUAUAUGUCGGAGGACUUCCAUAUGGUGUCAGGCAGAAGGACCUCGAACGAUUUUUCAAAGGUUAUGGUCGAAUUCGUGAAAUUCUCCUCAAGAAUGGCUAUGGAUUUUGUGAAUUUGAUGAUUACCGUGAUGCUGAUGAUGCUGUGUAUGAAUUGAAUGGAAAGGAAUUACUUGGAGAAAGAGUCUCUGUAGAGAAAGCGCGUGGUACACCGCGCGGGAGUGACAUGUGGCGAGAUUGGAGUAGAAGUCGAGGCCCUCCCCCGCGAAGGCGGAGCCGCGAUCGGGCCAAGGAUAUGGAUGUCUAUUAUCAUGACAGGUAUGGACCACCAACAAGAACUGAGUAUCGCUUGAUUGUGGAAAAUCUUUCUAGCAGAAUAAGCUGGCAGGAUCUGAAGGAUUUUAUGAGACAGGCUGGAGAAGUUACAUACGCUGAUGCUCACAAACAGCGUCGAAAUGAAGGGGUGGUCGAGUUUGCGUCAUAUUCUGACAUGAGGAAUGCACUUCAAAAGUUAGAUGACACAGAACUUAAUGGCCGUCGUAUCCGUCUAAUUGAAGAUACACAUUCGAGUAGAGGCAGACGGUCCCGUUCGUCUAGUUCGCGGUCUAGGUCUCCUUCGCGUUCCAGAUCACGUCGUCGCAGCAGGACUCGUUCAAGAUCCAGGAGCCGUGGUAGUCGUUCAAGGAGUCAUUCUAAAUCGAAGUCUGUUGGUCGUUACAAAUCGCCAUCUCGUUCAAAGUCAAGAUCACGCUCAAAAUCAAAGUCCCGGUCAAAGUCAAGAUCACGCUCAAAAUCGGAGGAGCGGUUUGAUGUAAAGGCAAAAUCGCGGUCACCUUCAAGCUCGGGGUCUCGUUCAGAGACUAGACAGAGAUCCAAAUCGAGAUCUUUAUCGAGACCAGAGAUGGAGGAGAUGGAUGGUGAGUCUGGUGAGAAGUCUCCUUCAAGAUCACCCAGCAGGGAUGGGAGCAAAUCGCCUAAGUCCACCCGUGGGUCUGAAUCCCCCAAGAGAAGUGGUUCAGAGUCACCUGAUGAAAAAGCCGAUGAUGAGUAAGAGUUCAUUGCUGGUGUUCUCUUGUGGAGGAUGACAGUGCAGAUAGAGACUGUAAAUUUAUAUUCAGUAUUGGAUAUUGAAAAUCUGAAUAUUCCAGAAAAAAUUCCGCCUGUGAAAAUAAAGUUCCAGUGAGUGAUGUGCAAGUGCACACAGGGGAAGGUAAUUGAAACAAAAACGACAUUAGGUAACCCUGGAGUGAGUACUGUACACAAAAGGGUACAAAAUGUUGUGGUGUUUCUUGUGUAGUAUGUGAGCUCUGAACUGUUUCAAAGUUUGGCGUUCAGAAUUUCCCACUGCAAGUAAAUAUUCAUCAUGCAAGAGUGAAAAGUGUUUUUACACAUCUAAUUAAGUGGUUUGUAAAAAUGACUUAAAACCAGGAUAGCCAGAAACAAUUCCUCUCGUGUAAGGCCAAUCUUAAUGCUAAAAGAGAGAGAGAGAGAAAGAAUUUUACAAUAGAUUGUAUACUGCUUGGUCCUUUGCCCUGUUAUGUGUGAGCCCAAAAUAACUAAUUCUAGAAGCAUUCAACAUUAAAACAUUUACCUACUUCCUAAGUACAGGAAGGCAACGGCAAACCACCCCCAUUAGGACCUUGCCUAGUAAAGCGGUGCGGGUCUCCCGCAUCGUUCCCCUACGCUCUGUAAAGAAGCAUGGGACUUCAUUUCCAUUUUCAAGUACAGGAAAAAAUGUGCAGCAAGAAUAGCACUAUACAGGGUGUUUCAAAAUGAACAUACUGAUUUUAAGGCGUUGUAGCAUUUAUUACGUUCAACUUUCAUUUUGUGUAUUAUUCACAAUUGUAAGAGCAACUCCCAAACAGUUUUGUUUGUACACCUGUGUGUAAUGGGAAGAGUAUGGAAUGACAGAGUGACUGAACAUCGUGUUGAACGAGUGCGAGACUUUCACACUUAGCCCCAAGAAAUAUCCCCGCGGAAAGUUUAUGGGUGGCGAAUCAACUGUAACUGAUGUUCCUUAUCUUGAUGUGCUACAGCUAUGACCCGUACCUCAAUGGGAAGAAGCAGAACAACACAUCUUUAUUUGGGAGCAAGAUGGUGCGCCGCCUCACUGGUAUAACUCAGUACGCGACUGGUUGAACAAUGUUGUAUCUGACUGGUGGACUGGGUGAAAGAGGCCAGUUGACACAGCAUUUUUGUGCAUGACCUUCAUGUUCUCACACUUGUUCAUGAGUAUGUACCUCCGAUACCAGCUGAUCUAUCCGAUGUUAGACACAGUGUUAUUGCAACACUUACUCCUGACACAUUGAUCAAGGUAUCUGAACAACUUGCCUAUCGACUCGAUAUGUGAUUGGUGCUCACACUGAGUAAUUGUAAGAAAAACUGUUUGUGUUUCUCUUUCAUUUGGUGUAUUAUUUAUAAUUGUAAGGUGAAUGUAAUACAUGCUACAAAGCCUUGAAACCUGUAUAUUCAUUUUGAAACACCCUUUACUAUUAGAAUUGGUUUGCUGGACACUGCAUAGUGUUAAAAUAUUUCCCAGUGCUGAAAUACUGCUACAGAAUAUGCUACCUUUAUAAUUGCCAUGAGACUGAUAUUAAGUCUUAAACAGUUUUUUUAUAGAGUUAAAAUACCUCAUUUACUUUGCCACUGAUAUUGCAGCAAGUCAAGUGGUAGGGCCAUCCACCAUCCAAUUGUAGUUCUUUCUCGAGUGCCCCAUGCUCGCUAUACUUGAAAAAAUAGAACACAAUUUAACAUCUGUACUUGUGGCGUCAUUUCUGUUUUCUGGCAUAUUCUUCUCAUGGCCAACUGGUGAAUGUUAGAAUGUAGUUUACUGUUCCAGAAAAUUGUAUGUAAUAGCAAUGAAAUUUACACAUUGACCAGUGUAUUUGGCCACUGGAGUAUCUUGUAUACUAUGUGUGUGCUGCAAAACAAUUUGGUGUUGGUUAUCAUGAAGUUAGAAAUACGAUACAGUGAUGUCUUUGGAUUGUAGGACUAUGUUUGUUUGCUACCUUGAAUUUUAAAACUUACACUGAAUGUAAACAUCACAUGUUUGAUGUAAAGCAGUAUUACCACAGAAUGAAAGUUUUGAGCCUAAGCAUUUGUGCUUUAAGCUGUAGAAAAUUCAUUGGUCAAAGGUCCAAGCAUUAUAGAAAUGUCAAAUUCUUAGAAACAAGUUGUGCUGUGUGUUUUAUUUUUUGAAAAUGUCUGUAAUCAUACAAAAUCUGUGUGUGUAAUGUUAAUAGUUAACAUUUUCCAACAUCAACAUUGUGUUGAAUACUAAGACAGUGAUAGAGAUGACUGACUGUAGUCUGAUGUCUAAUUUUAAUUACUUAAUGAAAAUCAUGAAGUUCGAUUACAUAGUGUCUCAUACUGGUAUGCAAUUUGAUAUUUUAAAGUUAUGACUUAGACAGCUUCUUGAGUAAAUGUUGUUUGUACAGGCAAAGGUGAAUAAAAUUUUACAGCAGCAGCAGAACUCUUACAGUGUGGAAUUAAGAUACGUGUUUUUGGAAGUGACAAAACAAUGUAAAAGUGAGAAAUUUAGCCAUUGGUAGCUACACAUAGUUCGGUGUUAGUUGACUUUGACACUAUGUGUUUGUGUGGACAGAUAGAGACUGCAUAGUUUUUCAGUCAAGAAGUUGAAGUUCUCCGACGUUACAUGUGAAUGAAUCCCCUUACUGCAUUGUAAGUGUCAGACAUAAAAGUGGUAAAAUGAAAGAUAGAUAUUGAUUGAAUGUGGUUAUAUAUUCUUGUAAAAAGUUUGUGUGUCUGAACUUUUGGACUUGAUUUCAUGAGACUGUGAUGUGACUUAUGUCAGGGUCAUUUGACUAUUGCAUAGGAAGAGAAUUAUGUUACAACAGAAGUGAGAAAUUAGUACUCAUAAACUUGAUCUCACUGCAGAAUUACAGGCCUGUACUUUAGUAUGCAUUGUGAAGAUUGUUUAAAUUGGAACCAACGUAUUUCCAAAACAUUACUUUACAGUGAGUCAAGAUUGAAGUUUGUGGAAUAUUGCUGCUUCUGUAUAGACAUAUGGAGUGCAGAGUGUAGAUUUAAAACUGUGAAGUUACGCUGUAACUCUUCAGUUGUGAAAGAAGAAACCUGUCAGUGAAGUUUAACUGGUGUUGUAUACUCAUUUGUUUCCUGUAAGACUAAUAAUGGAAAUUCACUUUCCAGAUGUUUAAGUUAAAAAUUGAAAGAGAUCACUAAAUUUACAAUCAAAUUGAUUGUAUACUUAGAAUAGGAAACUGAUCAAUAAAUUAAAGCUUCAAUUGAGGUGUGAAAAUUUAGUGUAUUUUUGUGGAAUUGGUUGAAGACAUUGUUGGGAAGAAGGUGACGCCUUCUCCAAACCAUCUGCAGGGGUCUCAUUUAUUAGAAAAUUCAGAUAUUGCACCUAUUAAAUGAAAGGAGCAACUUUAAAGAAAUGAAGGUGCAGUUUCUGCUAUUGCAUUUAAUGACUAGUGUAUCUUCCAUGUUACACAGUGUUGUAACAUUAGAUGUUUUGUAUCCUACAACUGUGAUGAGUGGUGAUGUUUGUUCAGAAAUCUGUUACUUUCAAAGAUCUGCUACCUGAUAAAAAAAAAAGGCAAGUUCCAACUACAAGCAAGGCCCUUCAUUGAUACAUUGUCUCUAGUAUAGCAUUCAUUCAUUUCAUCCUUCCUCCACACAACACCUAUUCCCCCACAUGCAUCCCCUCCUUUCAGUUCCUCCGUAAACCCUCCUCCCCCCCACCCUCUCCAAUAUUCUGCCACACUCGUCCUCCAUUACACACGUUAAGGCAGCAAGGCAGUAUUUUUCUGUUACAUUUAGGACAUAGUAGUGUUCAUAACAACGAAGAAACUGAGAUGAUGAUUAUGCGAGGUUUUGACACAGUUGUAACAUUGCAACAUUGCCACAGCUACAGUUAAUGCACUGAAUAACAAUAAUGGUCAUAACACAUGUUUGAUGUACAGAUUUAACUAAACUUUUCUUCAGGAUCUGGCCUUCCUUUGUCAAUAGUUAAUAGUUCAUUGUAGUCAACCUAAAAUAUUUGCAUUUAAAGUUGAGGCAGUCUCCUAAGUUUAUGCCAUCCACUGGGGACCAUUGUUUAACUUUAGGAGGCACACUGGCAUGAACACAGUAGUUCAGUUGGUGCCAUGGGCCUUCUUUCAUGUGAAAUCUUUGUCAGACCUAGGAUUUGGAUGUGUAACAACUCAGUAAAAUGUACCACAUAGUUCCGUAUUUAAAGCCAUACCUCUCUUUCAGUUUUUUGUUGUAUAAAUUUGCUGUCCAGUUCAGGGGACAAGGGAAAAUAUACAAAAAAAGCAAGUUCCAACUACAAACAAGGCCCUUGAUUGAUACCUUGUCUCUAGUAUAGCAUUAUAGAGCUCCGUAUAAAGUUAAAAAGCUCAAGACUGGGUGAAACCUAUUUCACAGCAAGAUUUAGUGCAGGACUCAGUUAUGCAAUGGAAGUUAACAAACAAUAGUCAGACUAGUACGUGAACCAUGACUCUUCCCUUUUGUGGGUAGUAGCCAUAGUGAGUCAGCUAUCCAAACAUGACCUAUGAUCCAACUGUAAAGUAUGAACUACCAGUAGCUUUGUUUUACUUCCCAAAUUCUUUAGACAGUCUCUUGUAUGCCUUGCUCGGCUAGCACCUCUGGGAGAAAGGAACUAUGAGAGGCACUAUUAGAUCAUCGUUCCUGGAUGCAUUGAGUGUCAUCUGUUAAUAUCUCAUUAAGAGCAUUGCUCAUGAAAGCUGGGAGUCUGAGCUGAAGUUUGUCUAGACCACAGUUCAAUGUUGGGAAGCCUUAUAACUGUAUAUAUUCAGCUGCAGAGUGAAAAUUAAUCCAGGAAAUUUCACAAUGUAUGUUGUAGAGUAAUAUUGACCUUUUUGUGAAAGCCGGAAAGUAACUACUGAACAGAAGAGCUCAGAAAUCCAAGAUGACUGGUACAUACCUAAAUGGAACAGAUAUGGGCAUCUACCAUAAUAUGUUAUAGACAGACGUGUGUUUUGACCAAUAUUCGUAAUGGCAAAUAGAAAACGUUCCCCAUCCAUUCUCUCUCUUUGCCAGUUACUAAUUUACCCCAUUAAAACACCUUAAUGACCAUUGAUCCCUGUACCUCUGCAUUAACUUGCAAUCCUUUGGGUUUCUGUCCGUGUUGCACAAUUACCAUUCAUGUGUUUGUUUUAAUGAGACUGAACUCGUGAGCAUUGUUGUACUUUGUAUUCACUUGAAAAUCCUUUAUUUUUUUUUCUUAGAAAUCCUCUAUUAAUAUGAUUAAGCAGGUCUUGUCUGUACUGUCAAUACAGCAUCACUAAUUUGAUUUAAAAAAUUCAGCAGUUCUGCUGGAAAAGUUGGUAGUAACUUUAAAAUUUCCUUUGUUAUCCAUCAUUUAAUGGCUGCAUUUCAUACAUUUACUCCUCUGCCAUAGACUGAGGACAACGUAUUCUUCCCAAAUUUUCCAUGGAGGUGGGAAUUAAAUGAGAAACCUUUCAUAUGUCAAGUUACUUGCCAUAUCUCAAAUUUAUAUUUGUAUGAGACAGACCUAUAAUUACUGUGAAUUAUAUUGUUUGUUGGGAUUAUUACUUUCAUGAAGACUGGUGUUUCUGACGAGAAGAAUUAAGUUAAUUGUGCAAGUGUUCCUGAUUUAGCAGUACUUUGUUGACUUUAUUUAUUGUUUCAGUUUUAAGUUUUAAAUUUAUCAAACAAGAAAUUACACAUGUCCCUGACUUAGGGUGGGCAUCAUUUAUUAUGUUGGGAAUUUAUGAUGUCUGGAAGUAUCCAAAAAAUUAUGGAAUAAUCACACACAUGUGGUCUUGUUCUGUCUUAAAAGUUUCACAAUACAUUAAAAAGGAUAUGCUUCUGAUAAUUUUGACACAGUACAAUUCUUAAGAGAGGAUUUUCGGCUAUUACUGAUGAGUUUCUUAGAAAUGAAAAUUUAGUAAAAUCUGAAUUGAUGUCCGUUAAUGUGCUUGCUUCAUAAGGACAUAGCUUUUUGAAAACAAACUAUUAGAUUACUGUCCAAAUAAUGUGGUAAGAGUCUAUCUAAAUGAUGUAAUAAUUUAGUCACUUCAGACACAAAUUAAUGUAACUAAACAUUGAGAGUAAAAAUUGAAUGAUCAAGUAUUAAAAGCUUAAAGUAUAUUUAACUUGCUUGAUAUGGUACAUAUCUGAGCAGGUCGCGGUAAAGCUGAUACGAAGAAAAUUAAUUGUGCUUUAGUAAGAAAGGAGCUACCAAAAUGGAUGUGUACCCUAAGUUGGGGAUUGCCUGUAAUUUCACUAAGGUAGAAACUGUUGACCCAAAGUUUUAACUAGAGACUUAAAAGUAAUGAAGUAACAAUAGACUGUGAACGUGCAGGGCACAGAAGUGAACAUGGCAUUGCAGUAAUGGUGAUAAGUGUGUGAUGUGUAGAUAUGUCUGUGUGAAAUUUUGUAACUGAAUUUGUGUAACUUUUACAUCUUUGAAUUCCUUUUUAAAAUUCUUAUUGUUAUAGAUGUUUCUUGUGUUAGAAAUGCUGCUGGUGUCUGAGCUGAGUGUGUCCAGAACAUUGUAGCAAGUGUCUCAAUAAAUUAUCGAUGGAAAAAUUUA
Messenger RNA from Schistocerca piceifrons (Central American locust), 7760 nucleotides. Its product is annotated as serine-arginine protein 55-like. The coding region runs from base 183 to 1247 and encodes 354 amino acids. Lineage: Eukaryota; Metazoa; Arthropoda; Insecta; Orthoptera; Acrididae. Gene Ontology annotation, biological process: alternative mRNA splicing, via spliceosome; mRNA splice site recognition. The record is from RefSeq and is a predicted model, not a curated record. Gene Ontology annotation, cellular component: ribonucleoprotein complex; cytoplasm; nucleus. The transcript has 11 exons. Gene Ontology annotation, molecular function: mRNA binding.